ACGUGCUGCAUUGCGUUCCUAUAUAAUACACGGUACUGUUUAAUGUUGAUAGAUUUUGAUUAUUCAUCAUCACAUUUUCUGCAGACGUUGAAUAUUUACGAUACGAGUUUUUAGAUACACCUACAUAAUAAAAUGUCUGUGAAUGUCUGUUCGAGUAAACAAGAAGAAGAAAGUAGGCAUCAAAAAAAUCCGCUGUUCAGGAAAAAGAUCAAACUUUUUAUUAACACCUAUGGUUUUGAUACUGAAAAAGAUCAUCUUGGUUCUUCGUUUUUGGUUUUUGAAAAUGGAGAGAAAUAUCUUUGGGCUAGCCCAAAGAAUGGAAAAAGAUGUUUUACCAAGAUAAGUCAAUGGCCUGAUAAUAUUGACUGGACCAGUACCCGCAUUGUACAAUCCUCAGUUAACGAUGACAAUAUUCUUGUUUUAACUGACACUGGAAUGGUAUAUCACUUUGGCUUAUAUUGCCAUGACUUGCACAUUGACCUCAUAACGAGAGGAAUUGAUACUAUAGAUCUAUUCCCCGAAAUAAAAAUCGGUGCUUGCGGCAGAUUUUCUUUUAUAUUUAUUAAUAAUAGCUUAAUGAUCGAAGGUACUGAUCGUAGUGUCAACUUUUGUGAACUGUACUCAAUAACAUUGAAUCUAAUUCCUUUCUCACCAAAAAUAACAGUUAAGGUAGCCACAGGAUUUGAUCAUAUUCUUGUACUCACGACUGAAGGAAAGGUUUAUGGCUGGGGUGUAAACACGCAUGGACAACUGAAUUUUAAUAGAGAAAACCUACCAGAGACAACACAGAUAAAGUCUCCCUCUAAAAUAUUUAUACCUAAUGUAAAUAAUGUAUCAGAUAUCGCCGCCAUGAAAUAUAUAAGCGCUUUCAAAUCUAGCUAUGAUGGACGUAUCUACAUACAGGGUUGUUUACAUAAUCUAAAAAUUAAACGUUUGGCUAUCUGUGAAUAUACAAAUAUAUUUGAUAGAUACAACUCAUCGUUCCAUUCGGUAGAAAAGAAUCGUAUAUAUACAGAGGAAGAUAAGAAUAUAUUGGAUGAUUUAAGUAAUGCGUUCUAUACGUGUUAUUUUUCUUCAGAGUUCAUGAGCGAUCUUACAAUAGAAGUCAACGGGGAAUUUAUUUACGUUCAUAAAAGCAUUCUGAAAAUGCGUUCUUUAUAUUUCAAAAACAUGUUCGCGUUUAAUGAGGUAGAAAACAGAAAAAGGGUUAUCGAAUAUGAUGAUUAUCCAUAUAGUACCUAUAGAAAGUUUUUUAAGUUUUUUUACACAGGCUGGGUCUACUCUGAUUAUAUAAACCAGAUGAUAGAGCUCUUGAUAUUAGCUGAUAAAUUCUGCGUCACAAAUCUUGAGAAAGAAUGUAUUAAGUAUUUAAAAAUCCAUAUGAAACCAUCAACCGUGUCCUACAUCAAGGAAAUGGCGAUAAAAUAUAACAAAGCGGAAUUGGAGCAAUACUGUGAUGCCUAUGAAUUAAGAGAGGCAUAUGAUCCUACGCAGAUAAUCCUUUAAAUACGAAAUAAUAAAUAAUAUUUCUAUUUCUUUAAACCAUUCUUAUCCCUUUAUGAAAUUUUGUGAACACAUUUUAUAAAUUAAGUUGUGUCAUUGUACGUUUUACUUCUAAACAUUAUUUGUAAAUUUUUCAUAA
This is a messenger RNA of Acromyrmex echinatior (Panamanian leafcutter ant), 1642 nucleotides long. Its product is annotated as RCC1 and BTB domain-containing protein 1. Gene Ontology annotation, molecular function: protein binding. The record is from RefSeq and is a predicted model, not a curated record. Lineage: Eukaryota; Metazoa; Arthropoda; Insecta; Hymenoptera; Formicidae.